This is a messenger RNA of Onychomys torridus (southern grasshopper mouse), 1877 nucleotides long. RefSeq names its product histone H4. Bases 211 to 522 code for a protein of 103 amino acids. Gene Ontology annotation, cellular component: nucleosome. The transcript has a single exon. NCBI's taxonomy places the organism in Eukaryota, Metazoa, Chordata, Mammalia, Rodentia, Cricetidae. The record is from RefSeq and is a predicted model, not a curated record. Gene Ontology annotation, biological process: nucleosome assembly. Gene Ontology annotation, molecular function: protein heterodimerization activity; structural constituent of chromatin; DNA binding.
AAUAUGCUAGGGUUUUUCAGAUUUGAGGGGGGAAUAAAAAGUCUUUUCCAGUAUUGCUUGGAGCUACCGCAGCCGGGAGUAAAGAACCAGGGGGUGGAGCCUAUAGCUCCUCCCACCCCUUCCUGUUUUCAAACAGGUCCGCUACCAGAGAAUAUAAGGGCUUGCUGGGGUGUUCUGUAAGGUAGUUUCUUUGCUCACCGGGAGGAGACGAUGUCUGGACGUGGCAAAGGCGGCAAAGGCCUCGGAAAAGGGGGCGCUAAGCGCCACCGCAAGGUCCUGCGGGACAACAUCCAGGGCAUCACGAAGCCCGCCAUCCGGCGCUUAGCUCGGCGCGGCGGCGUCAAGCGCAUCUCGGGGCUCAUCUACGAGGAGACUCGCGGUGUUCUCAAAGUGUUCCUGGAGAAUGUGAUCCGCGACGCCGUCACCUACACCGAGCACGCCAAGCGCAAGACGGUCACGGCCAUGGACGUGGUCUACGCCCUCAAGCGCCAGGGCCGCACGCUCUACGGCUUCGGCGGCUGAGCGCGUCCACCGGCUCUCGGCCUUCCCUGGUCUCUUGCAUCACCACCCCUAACCCAAAGGCCCUUUUCAGGGCCCCCAAAGCAUCAGAAAUGAGCUGGGGAGACUUAACCGGAAUGGGAAGCUGGGUCGCUUUGGUGUCACUUCUGUGGCUUGCAUUGUUGCACAUGCAAAUCAAGCUACGUGGAAGCACGUUCUCAUUGGACCGGUGGACCUCGUAGCUCCGCCCCCCGGCCUGGGAACGUGAUCCGUAAACUUGCUGAGUGCUGUUGGUCUGCGUGAAUGAUUUUUCUUUGCUUGUUUCUGGGUGGCUGCGUCCCGCUUUGCGACCUCUAGAGCUCGGAAGAGGCGGUCACUCAGCAGAGGGAAACCACGUUCCUUAAGGGCGGCGAGAAUGAGGACUGGGCCGGAGGCUUGGGACUCCAAAUUAAAGUGAUCCUGCAAUGUUAACUCGGCUUUGUUAGCUGUAGCCAUUUCCCAGCUUUAACGAUGUGUCUUUGACGAGAGGGCUCGGGGUCCUCCUUUAGGUCAGGCUGGUCAGCUUCCCGAGUUCAGAUUCCACAGAUCUGGCUGUAAGUCUCAUUUUAAGAAAGUCCUUCAGUCUCCAGAGAGGAGGGAUUAAAGAACCGGUGUUACUCUUAGAGUAGUCCUGAGUUGAUUUCUCAGCACCCAAGUGGGUUAGUUCAGUCACCUGUAGCUCCAGCUUCAGAGCAUCAAGAUGCCUUUGGCUUCCUUGGGCACCUGGACUCAGGUCUGCAUACCCACUCUCUCCAUACACAUAACUAAAAAACUAAUUUUUUUCAAUGCCCUAGUUUUUUGACAUUGGAAGUUCACUAGUCUUCUCACCGGCUUAGGGAAUAGGAGACAUUCUUGGGCUUCCCUCAGCAGGAACCUGGCAUUUCAUUAGGAAUGGUUAUCUCGUAUGAAAUGCUUUCUGCGGCAGGUACUUUGUGACAUCUUUCAGCAGAUUUAUUUUAAGUAUUGUUAAAGACCACUUUAUAGCUGUGGACGGGACAACGAAGAAUUAAAAACUUGGAGCUUGGAUUUGAACUCGGCCAUGUGCAACUUUACAAAGCUUCAUUUUAUGUGCCCCUGGUUUUACCGGUGAGGCUCCCCUGUCUCUGUCACUGACAUUUCACUUACAGCCUUCUGAGCAUAAUGUAGCGUUGGGGUUAAUUUCAGAGGACGUUAGUCUAACAAACUCACUCCCUGCAAGCAAGUGAAAACUUGAGUUGCUUACUUUUCUGUCUUUAGAAAUAUUUUUCAGUUACAGUUAUUUGGUUUUAUAUUUUCAAAAUCUCUCAUUUUCCCUUUUGUCCAGUGCAUAAUUUUUUUUUGUUAAGUUUGGUGAUUUUCAU